ACUCCCCUUCUUCUCAGAGCCGUACUCCUAUUAUGCAAGGAGUCACACCUGGCAGGCAAAGAAUCUACCAUCGUCAGAAGACGCGGGGAAGAAGAAGGAGGAGGUGAAAAUGGAGAUCAACUCUGGUACUAGAGCCAAGCGCCUGUGGAACCUCCUGCGCGUCGCCUUCUUGAUGGUCAGGAAAGGCUUCACGCCGAAGCGCAAGCUCGUCAUGGACCUCAACUUGAUGAUGAAAAGAGGCAAACUCUUCGGCAGAUCCUUCCGAAGCAUCGUCUUCCCCCACCGCGCCCCCGCCUUCCGUGGAUUCGGACCACAGGACUACGAGUUCUCCUGCACCAACAGCCCCGACCCCCUCUUCUUCCAUGGCGGCGCUGGCUCCGCCACCAAAAGGAAGCUCCAUUACUACUUCCCCUCCCUACCCUGCAUCAACCCCCCUCACGCCGACGACUCCGACGACCACGUCAUUGUCAACAGGCCCCAGUUCGACAUGUCCAACUCCGACCUCUCGUCGCUCCUCGAUCCCAUCGACCUCGCCGACGGUGAGAAGAUCAGCCCUGCCAUCUCACCGCUUCCCAUCGUAAUCUCGAGCUAUUAUCCGUCGGAGGACGAUGAGUAUGACGCCACCGACCCGGUGGACGAGAAGGCCGAGGAAUUCAUAGCCAGGUUCUAUGAGCAGCUGAGGUCACAGGGGCGCUUGGCCCUGCUGCAGUACCAGGAAAUGGAGUACCAGGCGAUGCUUGCUAGGGGCUGCAGUUGAUUUGUUUAUCCUCUCUUGUAAUAAAACCGUCCAUAUAAAUAUGCAUCGAUAUCCUGAUGUUAGAUUAUCAACAUUAUCUCGACCUCUCUACCUUUUACUCAGAGACGGUUUCUGUU
Messenger RNA from Nymphaea colorata (pocket water lily), 873 nucleotides. RefSeq lists its product as uncharacterized. Lineage: Eukaryota; Viridiplantae; Streptophyta; Magnoliopsida; Nymphaeales; Nymphaeaceae. The coding region runs from base 110 to 757 and encodes 215 amino acids. The record is from RefSeq and is a predicted model, not a curated record. The transcript has a single exon.